CAUUUUGUAUAUAAAUGUGGCGACGUUAACACUGUCGUCUGAAGAUGGUAUAAUGAGAACAGUUUUGUGGGUUAGAGUAUUUGUGAGAUGGAAUUUAAUGGAGGUUUAGUCAGCUUCUUACGGGGUGCCAUGAGAAUGGGUUGAGUAGUAUCAAAUGCAAGCAAUGGAGGAUGCGGACGCGCCGAAAGAACGGUUACCGUCUCCCUUUCUCUCUGUGGAGGCGGUUGAGGUGCCUGGUGAGGCACUACAAAAUGUCUACACAGGUAAUGCAAACAUGCCACCGCUGCCAUUGGGGCAGCGACGCAGUCAAAGUGGGGGUCGAGGUGAAACAGUAUCCUCUGGGUACGUAUGCAGUAAUAGUUUUCAAAGAUGGAAAGCUCAGACGCAGAAGGCUUGGCGAUUACAUGGCAACACUAGGGAAAAGGGGAAAUCGAAUUUCAAUCCUGAGAUCCUCGCAGAACAAAAGCGCCAGUGGUAUCGACUUCACUCCAAAACCUUGAUUCUUUUCAAGUAUCCUCCUGGGAGGAGGCUGGCCAUGCAACCAAAGGAUUUAACUUCUUUCUGUUUCCCUACAGGCAUUAAGGUGUGAU
Molecule: messenger RNA, 590 nt
Organism: Nelumbo nucifera (sacred lotus)
Lineage: Eukaryota; Viridiplantae; Streptophyta; Magnoliopsida; Proteales; Nelumbonaceae
Source: RefSeq, a predicted model, not a curated record